Messenger RNA from Chanos chanos (milkfish), 3885 nucleotides. RefSeq names its product PR domain containing 16 (gene prdm16). Gene Ontology annotation, biological process: regulation of gene expression. Gene Ontology annotation, cellular component: nucleus. Bases 16 to 3885 code for a protein of 1289 amino acids. NCBI's taxonomy places the organism in Eukaryota, Metazoa, Chordata, Actinopteri, Gonorynchiformes, Chanidae. The record is from RefSeq and is a predicted model, not a curated record. The transcript has 16 exons. Gene Ontology annotation, molecular function: histone H3K9 methyltransferase activity; protein binding.
GAGGCAGUAGAUCCCAUGUAUGAGACAGAGCCCAGAGCUGCUGCCGGAGAGAGCGCCGAGGAGGAGACAGAGGACAGCAUCAUGUCCCCCAUCGCCGUAGGCCCCACGUCACCUCAGCCCAACAACGAGGAGUUCACCCCCAAAGAGGGCUCACCCUACGAAGUCCCUGUCUACAUUCCCGAUGACAUUCCCAUUCCCAGCGACCUGGAGCUUCGCGAGUCCUCCGUCUCAGGGGCUGGCCUCGGGAUCUGGGCCAAAAGCAGGAUUGGCGCUGGGGAAAGGUUUGGGCCAUACCAUGGAAUGCAGAGCGCCACAGUCAAAGAGACCAGUUAUGGAUGGGAGCAAAUGCUCAGUGACCAUGAGGUUUCGUCACAAGACAGCUGCAUUAAAAAGGUCAUCGAUGACAUGGGGAAUGUGAAGUUCUGUGUGGAUGGCACUCAGGAGAGCAGCUGGCUGAAAUACGUGCGUACAGCCCCAUCAUACGAAGAGCAGAACCUAACCAUCUGCCACCUCAGUGGAGAUCAGAUUUAUUAUAAAGCUAUUAGGGAUAUUGAAGUUGGGGAGGAGUUACUGGUUUACAUGAAGGACGGAGUCUUUCCCGAGGGCUCCAUGGCACCCAACCUGGAAGAUGAGCAGAUGUACCGCUGUGAGGACUGUGAUGAACUCUUCUCCUCGAAGUUGGACCUGCGGCGACACCAGAAAUACUCCUGCAGCAGUGCAAACUCCAUCUUCGGCUCGCUGAGCACAGACUUCAAACAGGAGCAGGAGGACAGGGACGAGCCAGUGCAUGAAUGCAAAGACUGUGAGAAGAUUUUCCCCAGCGAGUACAGUCUGGGUCAGCAUAUGAUCGUUCACACAGAGGAGAGGGAGUAUAAAUGUGACCAGUGCCCCAAAGCCUUUAACUGGAAAUCCAACCUCAUCCGUCAUCAGAUGUCUCACGACAGCGGAAAGCGCUUUGAGUGUGAAAACUGUGAUAAGGUGUUCACAGACCCCAGUAACCUGCAGCGCCACAUCCGUUCUCAGCACGUCGGUGCCCGAGCCCACACCUGUCCUGAGUGUGGCAAGACCUUCGCCACAUCCUCAGGCCUCAAGCAGCACAAGCAUAUUCACAGCAGUGUCAAGCCGUUCAUCUGUGAGGUGUGUCACAAAUCCUAUACUCAGUUUUCCAACCUGUGCCGCCACAAGCGGAUGCAUGCUGACUGCCGCACACAGAUCAAGUGUAAGGACUGUGGUCAGAUGUUCAGCACUACCUCCUCUCUAAACAAACACCGUCGAUUUUGUGAGGGGAAGAACCAUUAUGGCCCUGCUGGCAUGUUCACUCCAGGUAUUCCCAUGACCUCCAACCCUAUACUGGCCAAGUCCAAGUCACACCAUGGCCUCAACCACGCUGGACUGGGCUUCAAUGACUACUUCCCCUCUCGGCCACACCAUCCAGGGUUGCCCUUCUCUCCUGCGCCACCAGGCUUCCCCUCCCUCUCCCACAGCUUCCCAGGGAUCUUUCCACCUUCACUGUACCCCAGGCCCCCAUUGUUACCUCCGAGUCCCUUGCUGAAGAGCCCAUUGGGGAACAGUCAGGAUGGGAAGCUCUCUCACAGUCCUCUGGAAAACCAUCCUCUGUCCAUGAUCACCUCCAUGAACAACAGCAAUGGAGGGCCUGGCCUCAGUGGCCAAACGGAAGAGAAGAGCGAGUCCAAACUGGAUCUGUCCUCCCCUCCAGAUGUUAAGGGCAAGGUGAAAAUGAGUGAUGUGUCGGAUGGCAGUGAUCUGGAGGACGUGAACACCACCAGUGGUACUGACCUGGACACUACCACUGGCACAGUGUCAGGCUCCGAUCUUGACAGUGAUGCUGAGAGCGAGCGGGAAAAAAGCAGGAGGAAGGUAGUGCAAGAGCCCAAGCAAGAUGAGGUGAGCAGCAGCUCAGUGUCCAUCUCCAGCGCAGGGAACAACCUUGCAUGUGAAAGACCCCUUCUGUCCUCCCAGCACUCAUUCUUCCCACCCCCUGACGAGCAGGCGCUGCCGGCAACUGGAGCCACCACGGAUUCCAUCAAGGCUAUCGCAUCCAUCGCUGAGAAGUACUUUGGCCCAGGCUUCAUGGGUCUUCAGGAGAAGAAGAUGAGCUCGCUCUCCUAUCAUUCCAUGUUCCCCUUCCAGUUCCUGCCCAACUUCCCACAUUCCUUGUACCCAUUCACUGACCGGGCACUUAAUCCUAAUAUGUUCUACAAACCCGAACCCAAGUCACCUGGCGAACACGUACAGAAGAUGACUGCUGCUGCUGCCGACUCCCCCUUUGACCUCACCACCAAGCCCAAGGAAGUGAAACCAUCACAGCCCCUGCCCGCUGGCAAGCCAGCUCGACCCUCAAGUACACCCCAGCUUCUUCCUGGUGAAGAGCAACCACUGGACCUCAGCAUUGGCAGCCGAAGUCGGGCGAACCAGAACGGAAGCGGCACACCUGAACAGCGGAAGAACCAUGUCUACGGUGUCUGUAAAGUCUCUGUGAAAGACGACCAUCCUGGACUGGCCCAGUCACAGAACCUGCGCCAGCCCCAGCUGACUCAGCACCCGGCAUCCAUGCCCCAAGCCCCCACCCCUCAACAGCAACCUGCCCUGCAUUACGCCAAACCCUCACCCUUCUUCAUGGAUCCCAUUUACAGCAGGGUGGAGAAAAGGAAGCUGCUUGAUCCUGUAGGAGCUCUGAAAGAAAAGUAUCUCAGACCCUCUCCACUGCUCUACCAUCCUCAGGUGUCUGCAAUGGAGAACAUGACUGAAAAGUUGGAGAGCUUUGGUGCAUUGAAACUGGAUGCCCCCAAUUCCCUACAGCAUCCCUCCCACCACGUCUUUAACUUCCGCUCCCCUCCACCCUCGCUGUCUGAGGCCAUUCUACGCAAAGGCAAGGAGAGAUACACCUGCAGGUACUGUGGGAAAAUCUUUCCCAGGUCAGCUAAUCUUACCAGGCACUUACGAACACACACAGGAGAGCAACCCUACAGGUGUAAGUACUGUGACCGUUCGUUCAGCAUCUCCUCAAACCUCCAGCGACAUGUGCGGAACAUCCACAACAAGGAGAAGCCCUUUAAGUGCCACCUGUGUAAUCGCUGCUUUGGUCAGCAGACUAACCUGGACCGCCACUUAAAAAAACAUGAACACGAAAACAUCCCAGUGAGCCAACACUCUGGGAUGCUGUCAAACCUGGGAACAAAUAUCUCCUCCCCAAACUCAGAGCCAGAAAACCAUGCACUUUUAGAUGAGAAGGAAGACUCGUACUUCUCCGAAAUUAGGAAUUUCAUCUCCAACAGUGAGCUGAACACAGCCUGCAGCUCGACAGAGAAAAGGUCAGACAAGGCAGAGGAGGAGGUGCACCCUGAAAGUCAUGCUCUGUCAAGCACCAAACUGAGUAGCGGAGAGCCACUGGAGGAGGAGGAAGAAGAGGUGGAAGGAGAUGAUGAAGAUGAGGAAGGUUCUCUGACCGAGAAGUCACAGGACGAGCCGGCCUCCCCUGCUACCAUGGUGCAGGGCCCGUUUGAGGAUGAUGAGGAGUCAGGCCCCCUCUCUCUGAGUUAUGAGCACACUCGCAGGUGUAUUGAGGAGGAUUCAGCCCUAUUAGGUCUGGAGCCCCUCCCUGGGUUUGCCAAGGGCCUGGACCUCCACCAUAAAGCCGCAGAAGAGCCCUUUGACGUUAAAGACAUUUUUAACACCUCGCUAGAGUCAGAGGCACUGAAAGAGACGCUGUUCAGGCGCGCAAAGACUCAGGCUUAUGCAAUGAUGCUCUCUCUGUCUGAAAACAACCCUCUACACUCAUCUUCCCAGAAUUCCCUGGAUGCUUGGCUGAACAUGGGAGGAGGCACUUCAGAAACGAGCUCCUUUCACCCCCUAAACCACAUCUAA